GUAAAAAUACAACGAUCUUCAGGUCUGAUUUCGCAACCAAAGCGACCCGCUGCAGUAGUCCUAGCAUGCGUUUUGCGAACAAGCAGUUUCUCUAGCUUUCUGCCUUAGAAAUCCAAAAAAAUUACAGCCUCUAGAAAGAAGCAGACUGACAUCAUGAUGGCCACCUCGAGCAGUUCCUCUGCUUCGAGUUCUACUGCCUCGAUGAACACGAUUUGGCUUGAGAAGCACCGGCCGCAGACCCUCGACGACAUUGUGGGAAAUCAAGAUUUCAUCCACCAACUCGACGUGAUCCGGCGCGACCCGUCGCGGAUGACAAAUUUUAUGCUGUGCGGGCCGCCGGGUGUGGGCAAGACGACCUGCAUCCACGCGCUCGCGAAGCAGACGCUCGGGGAGGAAAUGUACAAAACCGCAGUGCUGGAAAUGAAUGCGAGUGACGAGCGAGGCAUCGACGUCGUGCGAGACACCAUCCACAGUUUUGCACGCACGAAAUACAACAACCUGCCGCCCGGCUGCUCCAAGAUCGUGAUCCUAGACGAGGUCGACAGUAUGACGACGUCGGCACAGCAGGCGCUGCGCGUCAUCAUGGAGGAGUACGGCAUGCACACCAAGUUUGCGCUCGCCUGCAACAUCAGCAGCAAGGUACUUUAUUGGGAUCAGGCCGGCUGUUGAGAAAUGCGUUCUGAAAAUAGGACUGAGUCGUGGUCACUCCAGUGAUCUACCCGAAAAAUGUGCCGGUUGACGUAAUAAGUAACAAGUGCAGCAUCUAGUUUUUAUGAUAACGAUAUGCAUACGCAUAGAAUUUCAGAAAAAUGUUCGACGAUGCUAUCAUUAUCCUGACCGCAGGUGAUAGAAGCCUUGCAGUCUCGUUGCGCGAUCUUGCGGUUUGGCAAGGUAAAAGAGAGCGAGGUGGAGGCGCGGCUGAGAAAGAUCAUCGCCUUGGAGAAGGUGGAAUGCACCGACGAUGGUGUAAAGGCCUUGAGCUUCAUAGCCAACGGGGAUUUGCGGAUCGGCAUCAACGGGCUGCAGUCUGCGCACGCGGGUUUCGGGCUUGUGAACCGCGAGAACGUCUACAGAGUGUGCGAUGUGCCAAACCCGGUCGUGGUGAACCAGAGCCUGCAGUGCGUCAUCAAGCAGCGGCCCGACAUAGCCUUCUCGAAACUGGUAUUGUUCUGAAUAGAACUUCUACUGCAAGAACCACAUCCCAGUUGGUGAUGGUGUGGUCGCUGUUGCUGCGCGUUCUUCAUUAAUUCAUUUCUUGCAGCCACGAUGUGCGAAUUUGAAUACGUAUUAAAGCGCAGCUGCUAUUGACUAAUGGUAAUGUUUCAAUUUUCACGACAGAACACCCUGGUGGAGAAGGGCUACGCGAUCGAACACGUGUUGCAAGUGUUGGGGAGGUGUAUCAAAAGCUACGACUGCCCGGAAUUCCAGAAAUUGGAGUUCCUCCGCCUCCUCGCGGACGCAAAUUGCAACGCGGUCCUGGGCUGCAGAAGCGCCAUUCAAUUGGAUUGCCUCGUCACCCGAAUGUCCAUGGUCACGGACCAAGGCCUGGCAGGUGGUUAGUCAUUUUUGAGAUAAUGUAGAUGCCAUAAACAGCUUGAGCACAAAGAAAGCCAGUCAUUACAAGAGCGACACUUUUUUAUGCCCUCAUGAGAGUUCAGUGCGUGUCGCGUCUUGAUGGGGCCGCGCCCGCCCACCUAGUAGUGCGCCAUCAUCUAUACGGCGUGAGUCAAUGGUGACAAGUGGGAUAAGGUGAACGAGAAAACCAUGAAACUGCAUCAAAUAU
This is a messenger RNA of Amoebophrya sp. A120, 1783 nucleotides long. Lineage: Eukaryota; Dinophyceae; Syndiniales; Amoebophryaceae. The record is from the annotation of a GenBank genome assembly.